Staurois parvus is the source of this 1138-nucleotide messenger RNA. NCBI's taxonomy places the organism in Eukaryota, Metazoa, Chordata, Amphibia, Anura, Ranidae. The record is from the annotation of a GenBank genome assembly.
AUGCUGGGUAGAGGCAUCAGGCUGAAUGCCGGCGUCCGGCUGAGUAGAGGCUUCAGGCUGAGUAGAGGCUUCAGGCUGAGUAGAGGCUUCAGGCUGAGUAGAGGCAUCAGGCUGAGUAGAGGCUUCAGGCCGAGUAGAGGCUUCAGGCCGAGUAGAGGCUCCAGGCCGAGUAGAGGCAUCAGGCCGAGUAGAGACUUCAGGCCGAGUAGAGGCUUCAGGCCGAGUAGAGGCAUCAGGCCGAGUAGAGGCUUCAGGCAGAAGAGAGGCAUCAGGCUGCGUACAGGCAUCAGGCUGAGUACAGGCAUCAGGCUGAGUAGAGGCUUCAGGCUGAGUAGAGGAUCCAGGCUGAACCACGGAAGGCAGGUUCACCGGUUUGGAUACUGGCAGGAUGGUAUUGGUUGGAAAGAAUUUUCGCUUUUUUCUGGUUUUAACUACUGGAGCACUGCAAGUAAACGCAGGUCUGCAAAACGAAUGGAGAAGCUGGAGACAGAGAAGAACUGGAGGAUGGAACAGGAGAGGGAGCAGUUGCUACAGAGGGCUUUUUUACAGGGUUAAAGGCAGGAUAGGUGCAGCGAGUGGGAACAGGGUACUGACAUGAGGUAGAUAGCCAAGUAUACUGGGCUGUAAACUGGGGGAGUUGUUGGGAAUUGCAGGAGUAAUUAGAAGCAGGACUGGGUCUUUGUAAGCUGACUGAGGCUGGGUGCAACAAGUCUGUCCAUGUCUGCAGUAUGGGUUGAACAAAGCUGAGCUUACACAAAAGCCUGUCUGACCAAAGACUGCACUGCGUUUAUACAAUCUCUUAGUAUCUGUGGUGAACAUGUGGAAUAACGUUCCAGAAAGUAACCCACAUCAUCCUCUAAUAACCAUACCAGGGACUCUACCUGGUCUGCACUAAAUGGUGGCAAAAAUUCAUCCCUGCAUUCGGGGAAACCAGAUGAAACCAACUCAACACAAACCUUAAUCAAUGGCUGCACCAUAGAGAAAAAUCUGUGCCCUGAUCUACUAGAACAUGAGCGAGCCAUAUACAUUCUAGCAGUUCAUCCCGGGUAUACUCCUUCAGAGUCUGAUAAGCAUAUUUUCUGUCAUCAAGCACUAGCAGAGAUAAAUACUCAACCUCAUCCAGAUCCAUCCUUCCCAU